Gigantopelta aegis is the source of this 501-nucleotide messenger RNA. Its product is annotated as tomoregulin-1-like. The record is from RefSeq and is a predicted model, not a curated record. Bases 1 to 423 code for a protein of 140 amino acids. Gene Ontology annotation, molecular function: protein binding. The transcript has 4 exons. Lineage: Eukaryota; Metazoa; Mollusca; Gastropoda; Neomphalida; Peltospiridae.
AUGUGGAGGUUCAUUACUUUAUGCUGCCUUGUGGCAGUGAGCCUCGGUCAAAGUCGGAUAGAUUUAACCAUUGUUUGUAAGUACGUAUCCAUACUUGACUGCAGCCUGUUUGCCAAUCAUCAUGUAUGUGGGAGCAACCACGUCACGUAUGAUAACCACUGUUUGUUUUCCAAAGCUCACUGCCACGAUCGCGACAUCCACAUGAUUCACAACGGCACGUGCUUCACUGGAAAUUCAGGGAGUCAUGGGAGUGAAGCUACCUACGAAUUCUUCUGCAGAAAUCUUCAUUACAGUCACUGCGGCACCGACGUAGAGAUAGUAUGUGGUUCAGAUGCCACGACUUACAACAACUUUUGUCUGUUUGAGAAAGCCCGGUGCAUCAACAGAAAGCUGUUUAUAAAAGAAUACAAUGCAUGCCCUUGAAGGACAGACGGACAUUGAGCAAACAUGUUGGUGUAUCUGUACUUGUUACCAAAUGGCAAAAUAAAUUUAUAGUUGUUA